This is a messenger RNA of Penicillium expansum, 3543 nucleotides long. Its product is annotated as Crotonase, core. The record is from RefSeq and is a predicted model, not a curated record. Gene Ontology annotation, molecular function: transcription cis-regulatory region binding; zinc ion binding; DNA-binding transcription factor activity, RNA polymerase II-specific. Gene Ontology annotation, cellular component: nucleus. Gene Ontology annotation, biological process: positive regulation of transcription by RNA polymerase II. The transcript has 10 exons. The coding region runs from base 1 to 3543 and encodes 1180 amino acids. NCBI's taxonomy places the organism in Eukaryota, Fungi, Ascomycota, Eurotiomycetes, Eurotiales, Aspergillaceae.
AUGCCUCGUCCUAGAAGACCCGGUGCACCAGAACCAAAGCGUCGAAGCCGUAAAGGAUGUUGGCCAUGCAAAGCACGCAAGGUCAAAUGUGGUGAGGAGAAACCUGCAUGUCUUAAUUGCCAGCGACAAGGCGAACCUUGCGACUAUAGUGUCCGUCUAAAUUGGGGAGGAAGGGCGAAACGCAUGUCAGUUGAUUCGCCGAAUUCACAAUCUAGUGGGUAUGGAGGAGCUGUAAUUGGGUUUUCGGGCUCAUUCGCUAUCAACAAUCUGAGCCCGACUUCGUUCCCCACUCCAACAAGCAACAAUCCUGCAGAUGGCUUUCUCAACAUUCAUCCCGGGGAUUUGACUUCGCCGAGAGCAAUAUCUCCAAGUACACCAGCUCCAGUGGGCUUUUUUGAAUCUCCUAGGCUCGGGUCAGGCUCUGAAGGAGUGACAUCGCCGGGCCAAUUAGAGCCUCAGUUCUCCUCAACUUGGGCGGAACAAUCCCCUCCAUUGACAACAUCAGUAUCCUCGGCGCCUUUAUUGCAAUAUCAAUUUGGACAGGAGAGUUUUGAUACGCCGUCAUAUCUAGAUUCGGUAGACCCGACAUCUGGUCUCAGAUCACUCUCUGCCUUUGCGUUUCAUACAAACCCCGUGUCGCAGCCAGUUUCAUACAUGCGUCACCCUGUGGAUGCUCCCAAUCACUGCUCGGGUUCAUCUAUCUCCCACUCUCGUGAUGAAGGACACCUGGACCAGGGCAUGCAUCUUGGGGCUGGGUCUGGGACAGGGCCAAACGGGUCCUCAAACAGCCCGCAGGAUACUGGCGGCUUGUCCUCCAUGUUUUUCGAUUCACACAAAGUGUCGAUUGCUAAAAGUGAUGCAACCUCGUCUCCGAGGAUCCGCGAGACAACCAGCAACAUGGGCUCUGUACAUGACUACCACCAUGAAUUGACUCCGGAUCAUCAGCUAUCGGCAGAGAGCAAUCAUGAAAUUGAUCAAACAUCCCACGAGUCUUCAAUGGCCCGCAACAAAUGGCAAGCAUAUCUGAACAGUGUAACCGACAAUUAUGGAUUGGACUCCGGGCGCCCUGAUCAGGAUCUGACUUUCAACAAUGACCAUGCUGCCAUAGACAUCAACUAUGCGUUGGAUUCGGUCAGUUCUCGAUGGCGCAACGAGGAAGCCUCGCAGUCGAAAGCUUCUCAACCUGACCCCGGACCACAGGUCCAGUUUUGCAGUGGUUACUAUGCUUCCCCAGUACCCGUCAAUGUCCCGAGGUACUUGUCUCCGCUUCCGUCAUCGCUGCUGGAGAACCCUAUCAAUUUGAUGUACUUCCAUCAUUUCCUAAACCACACUGCUCGCAUGCUUGUACCGCACAACUGCGAUAAUAAUCCGUUUAUCUCAGUUUUACCAUCAAUGGCAAUCGGUGAUUCCAAUCUCCUCAAUUUGCUACUUGCAUACUCUGCUAGUCAUCGUGCUCGAUAUUUAGGUCAUCCCGAGCCCUCCAAUCGAAUUGCUCAUUGGGUUAGCCAGGUUUUCCCAACCCUGCGUAUGGCAUUGGAGUCAUCCAGUGAAGACAUCACUGACAGCCACUUGGCUACAGCUAUUAUGCUGUUGUCAUUAAAGAUUGUUUCUCCAAGAACAUUUGAAGUGCCGAUCACCUGGAAGAGUCAUCUAAAGCUUGCUCGCGAUUUAUUCCUUGCACGAAGUGAGAGUAUGGCACAGCCUGGGAACAGAAUUGGGGCAUUCUUCGCCCGCUGGCUGGGCUACCUCGACACGAUGGGUUCUCUGUCGUGUCGAGAAGCCGGUCCUCCGCUAAUGAUAUACCACUCCAUUUUAACGGCUUGCUCCGCGCCCGACGGUCAUGAUGAGUUUGGCGUUGACUGCUUCACGGGGUUCACCCCCCGCACUGGGGUAUUCCUGAUCCGUCUUGCACAGCUGGUGCAGGAAUGUGACAAUCAACGCUUCGAUGAAAUGGGUAACUUCCGACAUGACUGGCACGCAUCUGCUGAAAUGGUUCUGGAAGCGCAAUCUGUACUUGGUGAUAUCGCCGGAAUCAGUGGGCGUGUGUAUACCAUUCCGGAACACCAUCACGGUGUUGAGUCCUCGGACAUGAUAGCCAUCGAGGAAGCUUUCCGGUUUGCUGGUCUUCUGCAUCUCCAUCGGCGUGUCCUUGGGUCUUCACCUGACUCCUUCCCCGUAAAGGAGGUCUUGUGCAAGCUCAUUGAUGCCCUCGGGCGCAUGCGCCCUGGUGCAGCCACAGAAGUCUGCUCCUUGUUCCCGCUCUUCACGGCUGGUUGUGAAUCCAGAGAUCCAGUUCAACAAGAUAAGCUUUUGGACCGAUUCUUUGUAUUGGAGAGCUCGGGCAUGAAACAGAUUCAAAACGCGCGUCAAUUGAUGCAACACUGCUGGGAUGAAAAUCUGCCUUGGAUUGCCCUGGCUAGCGGUAUAUCUAAUGGACUACAACCAUGUACGAUGCACGUCAAGAUCGAAAUCCACGACUCCGCAGCGGGGUCGCUGAUCCCCCAGCUUCCCCACGCCAAGCCAGUCCAGCCGAGCGCCGCGGCUUUCGAUGGACUAGCCCACUUGAACAAAGACAGUAUAUUCCCAAAAUCCAUCAUGAUCUUCGAUCCAAGCCCCAUCGAGCUUCCAUCUUCUUACGAACGGGUUGAAACAACCGGCCAUGUCGUCGUCUCUCACUACCCCCCAGGCACGCCGUCAGUCACCCCCGUCGUCAUCGUAACGCUGAAUCGUCCGGCUAAACAUAAUGCGUUCACCCCGCAAAUGGUCGUGGAUUUCGAAAAGCUCUUUCCCAUGUUCGAUGUCGACGAGCGUGUGAAAGUUGUCGUCUUGACGGGUGCGGGAAAGACAUUCUGUGCUGGGGCAGAUCUUGAAAUUGGUUUCGGCGGUGGUAAGGACAGGACGGCGGACCAUCGUGACGGUGGUGGGCGAGUCUCACUGUCCAUCCAUAGAUGCCGCAAGCCAACGAUUGUAGCAAUGCAAGGUUCAGCUGUUGGAGUCGGCAUGACUAUGACUCUUCCGGCGAUUAUCCGAAUCGGCUAUGAAAAAGGUAAAUAUGGUUUCGUCUUCGCCCGCCGAGGUAUAACCAUCGAAUCAUGCGCCUCAUACUUCCUCCCCCGUCUCGUCGGCCACUCAAACGCCAACUACCUCGUCAGCACGGGAGGAGUCUUCCCGCCUACAUCUAAGCACUUCGGCGACCUUUUCAAUGAGAUCCUCCCGGACCCAUCGCAGGUCCUGCCGCGCGCUCUCGAGCUAGCCACCGAGAUUGCUGAGAAUGUUAGUCCGGCUUCGUCUUACCUCAAUCGGGCGCUUAUGUGGCGCGAUACUGGGUCGGCGGAGGCUGCACAUCUCAUCGAGUCACAAGUCAUCAACCACAUGUUUGGAUCGGAGGAUCAGAAAGAGGGUGUUACGGCGUUCUUUGAGAAGCGAAAGCCGAACUUCAAGGCUAACCUCGAUGAUAACCCGCCACCGAGUGUGCCGUGGUGGACAGAGGUUGAUACUGGUCGGAACCCUAAGGCAAAAGCAAAAGCGCAUUCGAAGCUCUAA